GUCAAUGCGGAAGUAGAAGUUGUCGAAGUUGACUGUAAUGUCAGUGAAGUGUUGCUCCUGUUAGUUUCUGACACAGAGAAUACAAACUCACAGGGAUGUCUUUGUCUUUCGAGGGAAGAGUUGUGCUUGUCACCGGGGCCGGAGGAGGCCUCGGCAGAGAAUAUGCACUGGCUUUUGCUGAGAGAGGCGCCUCAGUUAUAGUGAAUGACCUUGGGGCAGACACUAAAGGGGGUGGAAAGAGUUCUGCAGCUGCGGAUAAGGUGGUGGAGGAGAUAAGAGUGAAGGGAGGCAAGGCCGUGGCCAACUAUGAUUCUGUUGAAGAUGGAGAGAAAUUGAUCCAAUCAGCAUUGGAUGCAUUUGGAAGAAUAGAUGUUCUUGUAAACAAUGCUGGGAUCCUUCGUGACCGAUCAUUUGCCAGGACGAGUGAUUUGGACUGGGACCUGAUUCACAGAGUUCACUUGAGAGGCUCCUUUUUGGUGACUCGAGCUGCCUGGAAUCACAUGAAAAAUCAAAAGUUUGGCAGAAUCAUCAUGACGACUUCAGGAGCAGGCGUCUACGGAAACUUCGGCCAGGCCAACUACAGCGCUGCCAAGCUGGGCCUGCUGGGGCUGGCAAACACCUUGGCCAUCGAGGGACGCAAGUACAACGUCUACUGCAACACUAUUGCCCCUGUGGCUGGCUCACGCCUCACAGAGACUGUCAUGCCCCCAGACCUUGUGGCAUCUCUGAAACCUGAGUUUGUUGCUCCCUUGGUCCUCUGGCUCUGCCAUGAACAAUGCCAAGAAAAUGGAGCACUGUUUGAGACCGGUGCAGGCUGGAUUGCUAAAUUGCGCUGGGAGCGUUCUCUGGGCUGCACUGUGAGACAGAAGAACCAACCCAUGACUCCUGAGGCUGUCAGGGACCAGUGGGACCAAAUCUGUGACUUCACAGAUGCUACAAAGCCGACUAGCUUGCAAGAGUCUAUGAUGUCAAUUGUGAGUGUGCUGUCACAAGUGGAGUCUGGUGGGGAGGUCAGCGGUAAUCCUACAUCUGCACCGGCCUCGACUUCAGGGAUCAAUCCUAAUGAGGCAGUGGGAUCCAAAUUCCCACCAGCCUCGUUCAGCUACACCCACAUCCAGUGUAUCCUCUAUGCGUUGGGGGUGGGCAUGUCUACCAAGGAUCCGGACCAUCUAAGGUUCCUGUAUGAAGGCCAUGAAGACUUCGUCUGCCUCCCCAGUUUCGGGGUCAUUGUGGCCCAGUCAGUUCUGAUGGGGGGCGGGCUGUCCUCAGUCCCUGGACUCAACAUAGAUUUCACACAGGUAUUGCACGGAGAGCAGUAUCUGGAGCUUUACAAGCCUUUACCCACCUCAGGGACCCUUACCUCUGAGACCACCGUAGCAGACGUGUUGGACAAAGGAUCCGGGGCUGUUAUCCUCUUGGAUGUGAAGACGUACUGUGGCGACGAGCUGAUCUGCUUCAAUCAGUUUUCAGUGUUUGUGGUCGGGGCAGGAGGCUUUGGAGGAAAGAGGACAUCGGACAAAGCCAUAGCUCCUCUGCCUCCACCUCAGCGGGCACCAGAUGCUGUGGUGAUUGAUUCGACCAGCAGAGACCAAGCAGCCCUAUACCGUCUGAGUGGAGACUGGAACCCGCUGCAUAUAGACCCCAGCUUUGCUGCCAUGGGAGGCUUUAAGGCUCCCAUCCUGCACGGUUUGUGCUCAUUCGGCUUCGCAGCGAGACACGUCCUCAAGCAGUUUGCAGACAACGACCCUUCAAGAUUCAAGGCUAUCAAGGUGCGCUUUGCGAAGCCGGUGAUGCCGGGUCAAUCAAUACAGACUGAGAUGUGGAAGGAAGGCAACAGAAUUCACAUCCAGUGUAAAGUGAAGGAGACUGAUGCUGUGGUGCUGACUGGGGCCUAUGUGGAUUUACAUGCAGCAGCAGAGGCCGCUCCAGAAGAGCUCCCUCAGGCAGGGGGCCUGCACAGUGAGCUGGUGUUUGCAGAGAUUGGCCGUCGUAUUAAAGACAUGGGCUCAGAGCUGGUCAAAAAGGUGAAUGCUGUGUUUGGCUGGGAGAUCACCAAAGACGGGAAGAUCGCUGCACAGUGGACCAUUGAUCUGAAGAACGGCAGCGGCUCCUUGCACAAGGGCUCUUACAGCGGGAAGGCGGAUGUGAGCAUCACCGUGUCAGACGAGGACUUCCUGGAGGUGGUGCAGGGGAAGAUCAACCCUCAGAAGGCGUUCUUCUCCGGCAAACUGAAGGUUAGAGGGAACAUUAUGCUGAGUCAGAAGCUGGAGGUUAUCCUGAAUGACCACGCCAAGCUGUGAGCUCCUCAGACGACAGCCAAUCAGACGACUCCAUGAACUCAGCAUCUCUCUCCGUCCGUCCACUCUUCUCCAUGUGUGUGUUUAUGAUUUGCCUCUCCAGGGAGAAUCGUGAUUUACUCUGCUUCAGAAUAAUUUUUCACAUGUAAAAAUAACUUUCACUGAAGGCACAAAAUGAACAAACAAGGCUUUUCUUAAAUGUAUUCAAUUUCCUCGUUGAGUUUGCUUACAGCUUGGUCCUUAAGGUCUCUUUGCUUCUGAAAAUGUGCACUUAACUCACCUGCCUUUAAAGAUCCAAAUGUAAAAAUGAACCACUACUUUUAUAGAUUUGUCAGUUAUUAAAUAUUAAGAACAUAGGACACACAAGCUUUACCCCAGCAGUCCAACAUUCUGCCCAAGGUACUGUUAAUUACUGUAAUUAAAAUAUACAACUGUUUUAUUGUCAUAAUUAUUUAAUUACAGAUUCAUUCUCAAACUGUUAACUCAGAAAUCAUUUUUGUAUCUGACACUGCAACCUCAACUGAACCUUUGAGGUGUCAUAAUUUAGUUUGAUACGUAUUUUUUUUUAAAUUAGGUAGUCCCAACUAAAAGCUAAUUUUCCGUCUGUUUAAUACUGCUGGACUGUAGGACUGUCUAUAAGUGCUCUAACGAUGUAUCAGAUGAUUAUUUGAAAGGGGUUGCUUGCAGUGAUAAAUCCGCAGAAUUAUCACCUGGAUCUCCUCGGCUCCAAGGAGCUGUGUCGUUAUUUUCAUCUGGUUUUUGGGUCCGUCUCUCAUCCAUACUGCUCAGACUCAAUCCCAUAGUGUUAUUUCUUGUGAAAACAACUUCCUCUGUGGAGUGUUGAUAAGCAGAAGUAUAGCGCUAUGGACCUUUUUCUAAUCAAUAUAUCCCUGUUUGGUUUGUUUUUGGACACAAGCGAUCCUUCUUUCACACCAUCACACUGAUUUGGUGGUGACAGAGAAUUCAAUGUGAGCAUAACUGUUUGAGAUAAAGCUCUGCAGGCAAAGUGACUUAACUCAUGAAAUGUGUAGAAGUGUAAACUAGCUUUGAACAUAUCUUUAUAUCAGUGCAAUGAUGUUGAUAAUGAUUUUGUUUGCUAUAACAGAAAUUAAGUGUUUCUAAAACUGAACGUGUCAAUUUGAUACUUAGUCCUAAGGAAAGUAGAUGUUUGAUUUGACCUGUGUCUAAUAAACAUAUGGCUCAUUGGUUUGAGAUAUUUCAAAAGUCAA
This is a messenger RNA of Eleginops maclovinus (Patagonian blennie), 3526 nucleotides long. RefSeq names its product hydroxysteroid (17-beta) dehydrogenase 4 (gene hsd17b4). Gene Ontology annotation, molecular function: oxidoreductase activity. The transcript has 25 exons. The coding region runs from base 96 to 2300 and encodes 734 amino acids. NCBI's taxonomy places the organism in Eukaryota, Metazoa, Chordata, Actinopteri, Perciformes, Eleginopidae. The record is from RefSeq and is a predicted model, not a curated record.